GUCCUAGAUCUUCCUGGCAUUAUAGAAGGAGAGAGUUUGCUUCUGCCAUUUUUCUCCCUUUACUGCUUCCUCAUGUUGAUGUCUCAAGCGCAGCUGAGACAUACAAUGAAUCAAUCAUUCGAAGUGGCGUGAGGAAUGUUUUAACCAAGGCCAAGGCUGCUGGCGUGCUUCGUUUGGUUUUCCAUGAUGCAGGGACUUUUGAUGUUAGUGACAAAUCAGAUAUUAGGAAAAGCGAAAGCAGGAAUCGACGAUAUUCAGAAAGUGUCAUGGGCGGACUUGAUUGCUGUGGCUGGUGCUGAGGCAGUUGCGCUCUGUGGUGGGCCUGAAAUUCCAGUAAGGCUAGGACGAUUAGAUUCCAGUACUGCUGAUCCAGCUGGUAAGCUUCCUGAAGAGACAUUGGAUGCAGCUGCCCUAAAAACAUUAUUCAGCACAAAGGGUUUUUCGCCGCAGGAGAUGGUUGUUUUAUCUGGUGCACACACAAUUGGAGGCAAAGGAUUCGGGAGUCCUAUCGUUUUUGAUAACACCUACUUCAAGGUGCUCCUUGAGAAGAAGCCACAAACAUCUUCAUCUGGCAUGGAAGCAAUGGUGGGGCUGCGCACGGAUUGGGCACUCACUGAAGAUGACGAGUGCUUAAGAUGGAUUAGGAUCUAUGCAGAGGACCAAGCUCGAUUUUUCGACAACUUCAGGGAUGCAUACAUCAAGCUGGUAGGUAGUGGAGCCACGUGGAGAACAGCUUAAUUAGAAUUUUCUAUCUCUGUAAAAUGUAAUGAAUUUUUCCUAUAUAGCUGAGGCUCGUGUGAAACAUACGAGUUUCAUAGAAUUUUUUUUUACCAAAAACAGAGCAGUUUUUUACAGGCAAAAUGCCAAUUGAACACAAAAGACUCUUGUAGACA
This is a messenger RNA of Panicum hallii, 893 nucleotides long. Its product is annotated as putative L-ascorbate peroxidase 6. Lineage: Eukaryota; Viridiplantae; Streptophyta; Magnoliopsida; Poales; Poaceae. The record is from RefSeq and is a predicted model, not a curated record. The coding region runs from base 184 to 738 and encodes 184 amino acids. Gene Ontology annotation, biological process: cellular response to oxidative stress; response to reactive oxygen species; hydrogen peroxide catabolic process. Gene Ontology annotation, molecular function: peroxidase activity; heme binding. The transcript has 8 exons.